AUGGUCGACAUAGAGACUCAGUUCUGCCCCUGCUCCCCGCUGGAGGAGCCGGUGGUGGGGGACUCGGAGCUGGACAGUCCCCUGCGUCCUGACGAUGGCUUCAUGUGCGAGAUGGACGAGCUGAAGGACGUCUGCAUGGACCACGACACGCUCAGCUCCCUGGACCUGCCAGAGUACCAGUCCAGCAACGGCUCCGAGGGAUCCACUGUGCUAGAUGCACUGACCCCAGCCUCCAGUCCCUCCUCAGUUUUCGGGAUGGUCUCGAGCCAAGACGACUUCUCGGCCUCCAGCUCAGGACUCAGUCUGGAGUGUCGGGUGUGUGCGGACCGUGCCUCAGGAUAUCACUACGGCGUCCACGCCUGCGAGGGCUGCAAGGGUUUUUUCCGCAGAACCAUCAGGCUGAAGCUGGAGUACGACAAGUGCGACCGUCACUGCAAAAUACAGAAGAAGAACCGCAACAAGUGCCAAUACUGCCGCUUCCAGAAGUGCCUUUCCGUGGGCAUGUCUCACAAUGCAAUUCGUUUCGGUCGCAUGCCACAGUCGGAGAAGCUGAAGCUGAAAGCGGAGAUGGGGACCAUGGACCGCGAGGUGGAGGACCCUCAGCUGGCGGAUCAGAAAAGCCUGGCUCGACAGAUCUACGAGGCCUACGUGAGGAACUUCAACAUGAACAAGGCCAAAGCCCGGACCAUCCUCACCGGGAAAACCAGCUCUCCACCCUUUGUCAUCCACGACAUGGAGACGCUGCAGCUGGCCGAGCAGACGUUUGUGGCUAAGAUGCUGGGUUCUGCCGAGAUGCUGAAGAACCGAGAGGCCGAGGUGCGGAUAUUCCACUGCUGCCAAUGCACGUCCGUGGAAACCGUUACGGAGCUCACGGAAUUUGCUAAAUCGGUUCCGGGUUUCUCCAGCCUGGACCUGAACGACCAGGUGACUCUGCUGAAGUACGGCGUGUAUGAGGCCAUGUUCGCCAUGCUGGCCUCCUCGAUGAACAAGGACGGGCUGCUGGUGGCCUACGGCUCGGGCUUCAUCACCCGCGAGUUCCUCAAGAGCCUCCGCAGACCCUUCAGCGAGAUGAUGGAGCCCAAGUUCCAGUUCGCCAUGAAGUUUAACUCGCUGGAGCUGGACGACAGCGACAUCGCUCUGUUUGUGGCUGCGGUCAUCUGCUGUGGAGACCGCCCCGGCCUGGUCAACGUGGCCCUCAUUGAACGUAUGCAGGAGCGGAUCGUGAGGGUCCUGCAGCUCCACCUACUGGCCAACCAUCCGGACCACACCUUCCUCUUCCCCAAACUGCUGCAGAAGCUGGCCGACCUCAGGCAGCUGGUGACGGAGCACGCUCGCCUGGUGCAGGAGAUCAAAAAGACUGAGGACACAUCUUUGCACCCGCUUCUACAGGAGAUAUACAGGGACAUGUACUGA
This is a messenger RNA of Knipowitschia caucasica, 1413 nucleotides long. The record is from the annotation of a GenBank genome assembly. Lineage: Eukaryota; Metazoa; Chordata; Actinopteri; Gobiiformes; Gobiidae.